UGGCUGAGCCUAGCCCGGUAGCGGUUUGUCCCUCCCGGUCCGCCGUAGCGCGCCGCCCCGCGGGAAGUGAUGGGAAGUGUAGGCGGAAGAGGGCGCUGAGAGCGGCGGGAGGGAGUUUUGAGGGGUCCCCGGGAUGGAGCCCCCCCCUCAGCCCAGUGCCAUGGAUGCCCUGCACGAGGCUGGGAUCCACGCCGCCGUGGCCCUGCAGGCUGGGCCGCCCUGGCUGGAGCAGUUCUGGCUCCUGCUGACCUCCCACCUGGACCCCAACUCCAUCUACACCAUCUGCUUCCCGCUGGCCCGCGGCCUGGACGAGCACGUGUCCUUCAUGGUCCUCUGGAUCGCCUUGGUGGCCGAGUGGCUCAACGUGGUCCUCAAGUGGUUCCUGUUCGGGGAACGCCCGUACUGGUGGAUCCACGAGUCGGGGCUGUCUGAGCGAGAGCAGCUCCCGCUGCGCCAGUUCCCGGCCACCUGCGAGACAGGACCAGGGAGCCCCUCGGGCCACUGCAUGAUCCUGGGGGCGGCCCUGUGGCCGAUUGUCACCGCCCUGAGCAAGGCGAUGUCCAGGUACACCCGCAGCCGGCUGCUGAGGCUGAUCCCGUUCCUGCUCUACAUCCUCCUGCUGGUGGCCAUGGGGCUCUCCCGCAUCUUCGUGCUGGCCCACUUCCCCCAUCAGGUGAUCUCCGGCUCCCUGGCAGGGAUGGCUCUGGGCUGGGGGCUGCAGCGCUGGCCCCCCAACUUCCUCAAGGUUCGUUUCUUCCUGCUGACGGCUCUGGGGCUGCUCCUGAGCGCGCUGGCCCUGCACGGGCUGGCCACAGCCGCGGGGCUGGACCUGGACUGGUCCCUCCGCCGGGCCAGCGCCCGCUGCUCGGAGCCGUCCUGGCUGCGGCCGGAGACGCGGCCCUGGUCCUCGCUGUGCCGGGUGAGCAGCAGCGCCCUGGGGCUGGCCCUGGCCGCCCGGCACCCCCUGAGCCGCCGAGCCGCCGAGGAGCUGCAGGCGCUGGAGCCGCCCCUGGGCAGCGCCACGCUGGGGCUGCUGGCCCUGGACAUGCUGCACAAGCUGCCCAAGAGCGGCGACACCGCCCUGUGGUACCUGAACGUGGGUGCUCGCUACACCCUGGGGCCCGUGCUGGUGGGCUCCCUCCUGCCCCAGCUCAUCCUCACCCUCCGGCGGCUCCGGGCAACCCCCUAGACCCUCCCCCAAUAUCGGGGAGUGGGGGGGGAUCUGCUCCCAGUUCGUCCCCAGCUGUCCCAGGGACCCCCAAAUUGAGUAGGGGGUGUCUGCUCUCUUGCCAGUUCAUUCUCACACUCCUUUUGUCCUAGGGACCCUGAAAUCGAGUAGGGGGUCCCCACUCCUGUCCCAGUUCAUCCUCACCCACCCUUUCCUCCAGGGACCCCCGAAUUGAGUGGGGGGCCCUGCUCUGCUCCCAGUUCACUCUCACACUCCUUCCCCCCAGGACCCCCAGAUUGAGUGGGGGGUUUCUGCUCUGUUCCCAGUUCACCCUCUCACUCCUUCCCCCCAAACUGAGCCGUCGUCCCGGUUCAUGCUCACCCUCACCUGCCCCAGGGACCCCCCCUCACCCCGGGUAGGGGGUCCCUGACCCCCCAGGGCAGAGCUGGGGGUGCCCCGUGCCCAGUGGGGUCUGGGGACACAGCCCAGGGACAGCCCCGGCCCGGGGACACUGAGCUGCCACCCUCUCCCCAGCUGUCCCAUCCCCUCUGCAGCAGGGAUGGGACCCCCCCCGGCCCGCCGGGACCCCUCCUCACCCCGGUGUGUGCGGGGCCGCCCCCGUUUGGAACCAAAUAAAGCACCAGAACCGAGCCGGGCCCCGAGUGCUGCGGGGGGACACGGGCAGAGCCGGGAGAGGGGGGGGACAGCGGGGACAGAGCCCCCCCGAGCCCGGGGGUGACAAAAGGGACCCCCCCCUCCCCGCUCCCUGCGCCUCUUGGGGAAACUGAGGCACGUGGGGACACGGCGGGGAGAAGGGGGCAGGGAAAGGGACACAGGGACAGGGAAAGGGACACAAGGACAGGAAAAGGGACACAGGGACACCCCCAGCACCCCCAAAGGCAGCGGGCCCGGCGGGUAUUGCCAGAAACAGUUUAUUUAUACAAGGACGAACAUCGGUGACAUCUUACAAAAUACUGAACCGAGACCCAGAGCGAGCGUGAGCGGGGACGGACGGGACCGGGGGACACGGGGGACACACGGCGGGGCGGGGCGGGGACACCAGCCCAAAGCAAGCCGGGCACGCUGCCGGGGGGCCGGAGACCCUCCUCCUCCCCCUGCCCCAAAUCCAGAGGCGUUUCCCUCUCCUGGGAUGGGGAGGGGGAUCCCCAGAGUUGGGGACACGCACGAUCCCCCUCCCCUUUCCUCACCCUAAUCCUUCCCCCCACCCAGGAGAGGUGACAAGGACAACCUCAGCCCUCUGUCCUAAUUUGGGACCACCCCAAAUUCCCUCCCCACCCCCGGAAUAAUUUAACCCACGACGUGCUGUCCCUGUCCCAGUCCCCCCCUCCACCCCCCCCAUUAAAAAAAUACUAUUAAAUAAUCCAUCUGUAAUAAAAUUAUAUCCCUUUUUUGGGGGGGGUUGGGUGGUUUUCUCUCUUUUAAAGCUAAAAUUGCUCCGAGGCCCCUCUGGCUGGUGACAAAACAGGAAAAUAAAGUGGUUUUUCCUCUUU
This is a messenger RNA of Haemorhous mexicanus (house finch), 2679 nucleotides long. It is a transcript of the gene G6PC3, whose product is annotated as glucose-6-phosphatase catalytic subunit 3. Bases 134 to 1189 code for a protein of 351 amino acids. The transcript is spliced from 7 exons. NCBI's taxonomy places the organism in Eukaryota, Metazoa, Chordata, Aves, Passeriformes, Fringillidae. The record is from RefSeq and is a predicted model, not a curated record. Gene Ontology annotation, cellular component: membrane. Gene Ontology annotation, molecular function: glucose-6-phosphatase activity. Gene Ontology annotation, biological process: glucose 6-phosphate metabolic process; gluconeogenesis.